AUGCCAGCUUCUAUCUUGAAUUAUUACGCCCAGCGGCUGCGACUGGAGCAAAACCUCUCUGCCCAGUUCACGGAGCUUCACCAGUGGCUUCAGGAGAAAGAGGCAGCGCUGAUCAGAGAGAUCCGGAGGGAGGAAGAGCUACUUCUGAGCGAACUGGACAGGAACCAGCGGAAUAGCCAAGAGCAAAUCCACAUGGCCGAUGAGCAAAUAGCUAAGAUCCAGGCUCGGCUUGCAGAGGAAUCAGAUCCUGAAAGUUUCCUUCAGGAUAUCAAAGCCUUCAUAGGAAAAGACUGUCCCAGGGAAGACAAAGGAAGUCCGCUGCCUGUGAUUUCUCGUGAUUUCAGUUUAGGUCAGUUCAAAGGGCCUAUUCAGUACAUGGUCUGGAGAGAGAUGUUGCUGGCCUUAAGACCUUUCCCCUCCCAUAUAACCUUGGAUCCUGCCACCAACCAUCCCAACCUUGUGCUCUCCAAGGAUCUUGACACUGUGCAUGUGGAAGAUAACCCUGAAGAAGAGGUCCCUGAUGGUCCUGAAAGAUUUAGCAAGUCUGUAUGUGUGUUGGGUGCUCAGGGCUUUACUUCAGGACGCCAUUAUUGGGAGGUAGAAGUUGGGAAUAAAACUAGCUGGGAUAUUGGGGUGGCCAAGGAGUCGGUGAACAGGAAGGAGGCUAAGGUGACUGUCAAGCCCAGCAAUGGUUUUUGGGCCAUUUGGCUACGGAAUGGCAAUGAAUACAAGGCCCUUGACUCUCCCUCCAGGCAGUUGUUUCUCAAGACCAAGCCUCAGAAAGUGGGGGUCUAUUUGGAUUAUGAAGGGGGACAGGUCUCUUUUUAUGAUGCUGACACCAUGACCCAUAUUUUCACCUUUCUGGAUGUCUUCUCCAAGUGCCUGUACCCCAUGUUUAGCCCUGGGGUCAACAAAGAUGGCCUCAAUGGUGAACCUCUCCGUCUCCUGUCCCCACGGAUCUGGCAAGAACUGCGUAAGAGUUAUUGGGCUUUGCCUUGA
Molecule: messenger RNA, 999 nt
Organism: Candoia aspera
Lineage: Eukaryota; Metazoa; Chordata; Lepidosauria; Squamata; Candoiidae
Product: zinc-binding protein A33-like
Exons: 5
Coding region: 1-999 (332 amino acids)
Biological process (GO): protein ubiquitination
Cellular component (GO): cytoplasm
Molecular function (GO): protein binding; ubiquitin protein ligase activity
Source: RefSeq, a predicted model, not a curated record